Molecule: messenger RNA, 2690 nt
Organism: Spirodela intermedia
Lineage: Eukaryota; Viridiplantae; Streptophyta; Magnoliopsida; Alismatales; Araceae
Source: the annotation of a GenBank genome assembly
AUGGCCGGUUGCCCUCUGUUCCUCCUCUGGUUCUUGGCAACCCUUUCCUUAUUAUCCGCGAUCGUAGGUUUCCCCUCUUAUUCUCCCUCUUCCACUUCCGAUUCCCCGCCGCGGCGGAGGCCGCCCCCUCUUCCUGUCCUGCCCGUACCGUCAGCCUCCCAGCUCUCAUGGCAGCUCGGAGAGAUGGCGAUGUUCCUCCACUUCGGGCCCAACACCUUCACCGACUCAGAGUGGGGCUCUGGCCGCGUCGACCCGGGCGUCUUCAACCCCGCAGACCUAGACGCCCGGCAGUGGACCCGGGCGGCGGCGGAGGGGGGCUUCUCCAGGCUGGUGAUCACCGCGAAGCACCACGAUGGGUUCUGCCUGUGGCCGUCCGCCUACACGAACUACUCCGUCCGGUCGAGCUCCUGGAGGGCCGGUAGAGGGGAUGUGGUGGCGGAGCUGGCGGCGGCCGCGAGAGAGGCCGGAGUCGGGAUGGGGAUCUACCUCUCGCCGUGGGAUCGGCACGAACCCUGUUACGGGAAGACCACCGAGUACAACGAGUACUUCUUGGGGCAGAUGGCGGAACUACUCACCGGGUCAGUAGAGCUUCUCGUUCCCCUUCCUCAAUCCCUCCAUCCUGUCAUCCUCUCUUCCCGGCGAGGAGCAUCAAACUACCAGAGAAGAACCAGACCAGAGAUUUAGGGUUAAGAUUUUAAUUAUUCGUCUGUUCUCAAAUUCCACCGUAGAAACACCCGGUAGUUUCUCGUCGAUCCUUGUCGAUCAUAGUUCUUGAUCUGCUAUUCUCGGUAAUUUUUCCCUCGACUGUUCUCUAGAACAGGUACGGCGAGAUCAAGGAGGUUUUCCUGGACGGUGCCAAGGGGAAGGAUUCAACAGACAUGGAAUAUUUUUUCGAUUCCUGGUUUAAAGUUAUCCAUCAACACCAACCCGAGGCUGUCAUCUUCUCAGAUUCUGGCCCCGACAGCCGGUGGGUAGGGAAUGAAGCCGGAGCUGCUGGCCGCACCUGUUGGUCCCUCUUCAAUCAGAGCGAUGUAGCCAUUGGCCAUACAACCGAGUCGUAAGUGAUCCAUUCCUCACCUUGCUCAUCCUCCGACGAAGCUCCAAUAACCGAUUAAAUUUAUAAGAAUCUUUAUGGAUCUUCAUCAGCAUCCACGAUCCAGAAUAUCUCUCUUCCUUGAGUUUACACGUGAUUCUGAAUUGAUGCGAACAUUAUCCUCCGCGGUAAUGGGCGGCUCGUUUUGCUGAUAACGCCAUAAUCCUGGAAAUCUGUACCUUACCCAGAGGGAGAAGGGUACCCUGUCCUAUGCUUGAUGUACGGAUGAAGCAUUCCAGAACAGGGUCGUUCGACAUUGAGCGGGAUCCGAUUUUUAUCAAUUUCUUUUACCGUUGUCUGUUGAUUUGUUCUUCUCAUGCUUCUCCAUUCUCAGUUCUAGAAGUUAGAUUUACAUGGUUAGUGCAUGCUCAUUAAAAAAAAUUUCCAUUUAUAAGUGUUUUUGACAUGCACCAAUCUGACGGGUUGCGUUCUCUUUCUGAGGCUUCCUCCCCUGUGUUCUUGCCUGCCAUCUUCGUAACUUGUGGAUCUUUGUAGAGUGCGGGAACGUCCUAAAUCCAAUUGGAAACCUGACGAUCAGAGAAUAUAAAUGACAUGGGUUGGUGAGGAUAUCUUUUUAUUUUUAUUUUUUUGUACUCUGUCUAUCGUGCCGUCAGUUUCAUUAAUUCGGCUGAUAACAGGCAGUAGAUGACACAAAUCAUAAUCUAGGGUUUUUUUUAAUUUUUUUUGUUUCUAGCUUGAUCCAUAUCUUCCACUCAUGUUGAAUUGAAUACGAAUCACCUGGCAUGCCUGUGAGCAGGAGGACAAUUCUUCUGCUGCUUCGCUUGGAAUGUAGGGAGCCUUCUGAAGAAUAAAUCUGCUGGUUAACAGGUACUCGAGCGAGGGAGAUCCAGUGGGGCGUGACUGGGUUCCGGCAGAGUGUGAUGUGUCGAUCCGGCCGGGGUGGUUUUGGCACAGUAAAGAGCAGCCGAAAUCUGCUGCCGAUCUGCUGGAGAUAUACUACAGCUCAGUGGGGAGGAACUGCUUCCUGAUCUUGAACGUCCCCCCCAAUUCCUCGGGUUUGAUCUCUCGCGAAGACCUCCAGGUGCUCCAAGAGUUCUCCAAGCUCCGGCGCACCAUCUUCUCCCAGAACUUGGCCCAAGAUGCUGUCGCCACAGCAAGCAGCACCCGAGGUGGCGGCAGUGGUGGUGACCCAUCCUUCGGUGCAUCCUGUGUUCUGCAGGAAGGGAUAUUCUCUUACUGGGCACCGGAAGAAGGUGGAGGCAAAUGGGAGAUCCUGCUGGACUUGCGCAGGCCUGUGCGAUUCAAUGUGUUCCAGGUGCAGGAGCCGAUCCAAAUGGGGCAGCGGAUUUCUUCAUUCCAUGUCGAUGCCAUCAUUGAUGGAGCUUGGGAGACGAUAGCCUACGGUACGACCGUUGGCUACAAGAGGCUGCUGAGGCUCCCUCUAGUGGAGUCUGAGUACCUGAGGCUGGUGAUCGAUGGUGCUCGAGCGGAUCCAUUGGUGUCAUACAUGGGCAUCUAUCUAGACGAGUUCUCCACAACCCACCAUUGGAAAAGGAUGAGGAUACCUUCAGGCUCCAAGAAGAGUCAUCUCCUUCGACAGCCGGCGUCCAUGCAUGAUGGAUACCAGGUAGCUUAG